Scleropages formosus (Asian bonytongue) is the source of this 2147-nucleotide messenger RNA. RefSeq names its product RAS related (gene rras). The record is from RefSeq and is a predicted model, not a curated record. Gene Ontology annotation, cellular component: membrane. Gene Ontology annotation, molecular function: GTP binding; GTPase activity. The transcript has 7 exons. Gene Ontology annotation, biological process: signal transduction. Bases 738 to 1337 code for a protein of 199 amino acids. NCBI's taxonomy places the organism in Eukaryota, Metazoa, Chordata, Actinopteri, Osteoglossiformes, Osteoglossidae.
GUCGUUUGCAUAUUAAUGAGGCCCGAAGGGUGACGUCAGCGGGGAACACGCACUGCUCGGCCGCGUACUGGCGGAGCUGUCGGGCGGGACACGCCCCUCUCAUGCAUAUUCACGCGAGUUUGAGAAAGAUUUGGGCGAGGAAGAAGAAGGUCGCCUGCGGCUGUGAAAAAAACCGAAGCGGAGAAGGAGAAGAAAAAGGAGAAGAAGAAAGAAAAGGAGGGUGAAGAAGGAGGCGAUCAAAGGAGCGAGACGCGAGCAGCACGAAGCGAAGGGACUCGACGCGCUCCGUCAGCCAGCGGACGAGCUGCUCGGAGCCGCGGUGGACGCGGGUCCGACUCCCAGUGAGUCAGUCGCCAAGAAAAGUUCGUGGCAGCGCCGCCGGAGAACUUAGUUGAGCAGGAGGAAGAGGCGGCUGCGGAAGGGAGGAGAGGAGGUGCGCGGAGAGUCCGGCCAAGAGUCCGAGCCAGGUGCCCGGAAGAGUCCGGCCCCGCUUUGCGGCCGAAUCCCUCGUAAACCGGGAACGGAACAGAACGGAACGGAACGGAACGGAACGGAACGCGCAGUUCGGAAAGCGGAGCGGAGCGAAGCCGAAGGGCCUUUCCGUGCCGGAGUCCCGCGACGGUCUCGGGUCUGGGGCUCGUUGCACCCUCACCGGGGCAGGAGAGCGGCGGGGAGGUGCGGAGCGCACACCUUGCUUUACCAGAGUACAGUACCUGGAGUGACACAGAGCCUCAGACAUGUCAGCCGAAGAGGAGCGGUUCAAACUUGUCGUGGUGGGUGGAGGUGGCGUGGGCAAGAGUGCCUUAACCAUCCAGUUCAUACAGUCAUACUUUGUGUCCGAUUAUGACCCCACCAUUGAGGACUCGUACACCAAGAUAUGCACUGUGGACGGAAAGCAGACCAGGAUGGACAUCCUGGACACGGCGGGCCAGGAGGAGUUUGGCGCCAUGCGGGAGCAGUACAUGCGCUCCGGAGAGGGCUUCCUGCUCGUGUUCGCCCUCAACGACCGGGGCAGCUACAACGAGAUCCACAAGUUCCACACACAGAUCCUGAGGGUCAAGGACCGAGACGACUUCCCCAUGGUGCUCGUCGGGAACAAGGCGGACCUGGAGCAGCAGAGGACGGUGUCCAGGGACGAGGCGCAGACCUUCGCCAGGGAGAACCGCAUCCACUACAUGGAGUCCUCGGCCAAGAACCGGCUCAACGUGGACGAGGCUUUUUACGAGGUGGCGCGCGCCAUACGAAAGUUUCAGGAGACCGAGAGCCCCCCCCUUCCAUCACACCACACGGGCAAACAGAAGAGCUCCGGCGGCGGCUGCCCCUGUACCCUGCUGUAAACCCCACACCCUGCUGUUACCCCUGCACCCCCCCCCCCCCCCCCCCCCUUCCCUGGGUACCUUUCUGUAUCCCCUCCCCACCUUGUGGAAGAGCCUGUUGGAGUGUGUGCACUUGUUCGCUCGCUCGUGUGCGCGUGUGUCUCCCCAGCUGUUCCACCAUCACUCCCAGUACCUGCCUCUUUAAAAAUGUUGUUGGCACCACCCUUCCUCUUCCUGUCGCCUUGAGCUGCACUCACUGCCCCGCCCCACCCCACCCCAGCGGGUGACUGGCUCGGGAUGCCCUCCUCAGGUGUGGAUACCGAGGUGGUGGCGCCCCCUGGUGGUGCACCAAGAGGAGCCUGAGAAGCAGAGCGGUGGCAUUGUGACAUUGUCAUUGUGAUAUUGUAUCAUUGUGACAUUGUGAGCGUCGCUCUUUCCUGUUACGGAGUGUUCUAUCGGAACGUUCGCACCCGAGCCACAGUGAAGGUGUAGGUGGUGAAGGCCGAUGCCGACGGACGACAGUCUCAGCGCACUGCCCUGGAACUUCUCCUCCUCCUCAUCAUCACCAUCAUCAUCGUUGUCAGAUGGAUGGACAGACAGGAUUUUUCACACUAAAGCUGCGCGGUAAACAUGGCUUCCCACACGGUAAACUGCUGUGUCGGCGAAUCCCGGGGGAGCGCUGGUGACGGGUCACGUCCGUCCAGCCUGCUCUGUCACGUUACUGCUCUGUGAGGGAGGGGGGCGCUAAACACCAACUGCUCCGUCUGUGAUGUUACGUACCGCGGUUUUGUACCCGAACGUGGUGUUUCACAUUAAAGUGGUCGCUACUCA